Psilocybe cubensis is the source of this 1446-nucleotide messenger RNA. RefSeq names its product Cytochrome P450 monooxygenase. The coding region runs from base 1 to 1446 and encodes 481 amino acids. The transcript has 8 exons. The record is from RefSeq and is a predicted model, not a curated record. NCBI's taxonomy places the organism in Eukaryota, Fungi, Basidiomycota, Agaricomycetes, Agaricales, Agrocybaceae. Gene Ontology annotation, molecular function: heme binding; monooxygenase activity; oxidoreductase activity, acting on paired donors, with incorporation or reduction of molecular oxygen.
AUGGUUCGAAGGCUUUACUUUCAUCCAUUGUCCUCUUUUCCUGGUCCUCGGCUGGCCGCAGCUACGUCUUUGUAUAAGACGUAUUAUGAUAUUAUCAAGGGCGGCGAAAUGUUAACACAAAUACAUCGGCUACAUUCCAUCUAUGGUUCUGUCAUUCGCAUUGGUCCUAAUGAACUCCACUUCAACGAUUUUCGCGCAUAUUCUGAGAUCUAUUCUGUUGGAUCCCACCUAACGAAGGAUCCAAAAUUUUACAGUUGUUUCAAUGCCAAUGGCUCUGCUUUUGGUGCCAUUGAUCCCCACGUUUCCAAAACACGACGUUCAUUCAUGAACAAGUUUUUCUCCCGAAAGGAAGUUAUAAAAUUAGAGGAUGUGAUCCAGCAAAAAGUUGAUCGGCUCGUCUCCAAACUAGAAACAACAUCAGGCACCACUACAGACAUGUUUUUGGCCUUUCGAAGCGCAACUUUGGAUAUAAUAACUGCGUACAUGUUUGGCCACUGUCUUGAUGCCAUUGAAUACCCCGAUUUCUCCUCGCCCCUUUUGUUGAACAUACAGAUUGCCCUGCCCCUGUUAUGGGUGAUCAAAUCGUUUCCAUGGGUGCUGCCUAUUCUAUCUAUUCUGCCAAAGUCAAAGUGGUGUGCGAGGAGUAUAUUCGAGCAGUUUCAAGCACUGCUUUUUGUACGGAAUUUUCUUGUUGCGUCAUUGGAUCGUACUGCUCAGGAGGUCAAACUUAAAGCUCACCCCGAGCCUUCCCUAUCAACUAUUUGCCACCGAUUAUUUGACCCUAUGUCCAAAGCCGGUCUGAUAUAUCCUUCUCUGCAAGCCAUCAUCGACGAGAGCCUUUCGCUCCUUCAAGCUGGAAGCGACACAGUUGGUAACACUUGUACAGUUGGGACGUUCUAUGUUCUCAAUGACAAGGUUAUUUACACACAACUCAUCACCGAACUUCGCACACAAUGGCCUGACAAAACGGUCCCAGUCGACCUUGCAUUUUUGCAGAAGUUACCUUACCUUACUGCCGUCAUAAAGGAAUCUUUGCGUCUUUCUCACGGAUUUGUAACACCUUUGCCGAGGAUUGUAGGCCACUCAGGUGCGAAGGUUGGUGGAUUCGAGAUUCCCCCGAAUACAAUCGUUUCCAUGAGUGUCACCUCAGUACAUCUGAACGAGACCUUAUUCCCUAAUCCGUCUCAAUUUAAACCCGAACGAUGGCUUCAUUCUUCUCAUCUGUCUUUGGGCCGUUUUUUGGUGCCAUUUUCUGCUGGACCACGCAUGUGCAUGGGUAUGAGCAUGGCGUGGGCGGAGCUGUACCUCUUCUUUGGUUAUUUAUUCAGGAAGCUGGAUAUGCAGAUUAUAGAUACAGACAUAAGCGAUUUUUGCACUUACAAAGACUACUUUGUUCCUAUUCACGUAGGAAGGCAUUUGCGUAUUCUUGUGGCUGAAGGUGGUUAA